This is a messenger RNA of Tribolium castaneum (red flour beetle), 2362 nucleotides long. It is a transcript of the gene Gp150, whose product is annotated as Gp150. The record is from RefSeq and is a predicted model, not a curated record. Bases 152 to 2194 code for a protein of 680 amino acids. Gene Ontology annotation, molecular function: protein binding. The transcript has 2 exons. Lineage: Eukaryota; Metazoa; Arthropoda; Insecta; Coleoptera; Tenebrionidae.
CAGUCCUUAGUGGAGGGGGUAUUACCUGUAGUACUCGCAGGCAGGUACCUACAGAAAGGUGGAAAUUACAUUGUGAUUCAUUGCUAGUGCGGAAAGUGUUUGUUCCGCGGACUCCUCUACGUUAAUUCAAUCCCAUAAGUGUGAAAAACCAAUGAUGCGAUUGCACCAAUUUUGUCUACUUCUUGUCGUUACGACCGUAAGCACAAGUCCUACGACUCCUGCAAGCAGCGUCAAGUGCAUUGAUGGUUGUGAAUGCAGGGAGCAGAAACCAAUAUUGCGAACAACCUUCGAAAUUUUUAAUUGCAAAACCCCCUUUGUGCUCAACAAGAGCGCGCUUAGCAAUGUUCCCAAAGAUCGCGCGUUUAUCAAAUUUAAAAGUACCGACGUCCAACACAUUACUAGUGAUGCUUUCGAAGACUUCACACAAUUAGAGGAAGUGGAUUUCGACAACUCCCGCGUUGGCACGAUCGAUAGUGAAGCAUUCAAUCGGAAAUUUCUAGGUGCUAUCAGUUUUAAAAACGUCCAUUUUGCCGAAAUACCUAAUUUGAAAGCUGACUUUCUCGAAGAAUUCAUCUGUGAGGAUUGUCACUUGUCCAAAGUACCCAACUUAGAUAAUCUACCCUCACUCACAUUUAUAAAUUUCGCGAACAAUCGUAUCACAAGUAUUCAUGAAUCGGCGCUUUCAAAACUGAAAAAGUUGGAAGAAGUUAAUCUGUCGAACAACAGCAUUUCCGAAUUGCCUAUGAACCUGUUCGUUCAAAACGAAAUCGAUACACUAAAACUGGACUACAACCCCUUGAAAAGCUUCACUUUUCAUGACGACAACGUCCUGGAAAGUCUAAGUCUUGCCCAUUGCAACCUAACAGUCUUUGAUGAAAAUUCCACCAAAAAUUUAACCUUCCUGACUAGUCUCGACUUGAGCGGUAACAACAUUGUUGUUUUGCCACUUGACACGUUCAAUCCGAUGAAAUCGCUCGAGACCAUCGAUCUAUCAGACAACCACUUGGUCGAACUGGACGAUAAUAUCUUUUCAGAAAACAGUCGACUCGACACUAUCAACCUCAAUAACAACAAUCUUAAAAAACUGCCCAAUUUCCAGACAAAGGCUAAACUGUUCCAAACCUCAACCUUCUCGUGCAAAAACUGCGGCUUGAAAUCGGCCACAGGUCUCGCCAACAUGGCAAGACUCACUAAAAUCGAUCUGUCCAACAACGAAAUCACAGACAUCGAAGGCGCGUUCAGUGAAAUGCCCAUUCUCAAAAAACUCUUCUUGUCCAACAACCACAUUGCCUCAAUCGGGCUUAAAUCACCCGAGUUGGAGACACUCGAUUUGUCCAAUAACCCGCUCUUGCCACUGGACCCCGUUACGUUCACAGCGCUUCCUUCGUUGAAGAUUUUGAAUGUUAGCAGUUGCGCUCUUGAAAAAAUUUGGAGCAAUUACAACGCCGAACUCCCGAAACUGACCCAACUCUACCUGGGCCAGAAUCAAUUGUCUGUGAUCACACUUGACGAUGUAAAGAUCAUGCCAAGACUGAAAGUGAUUGAUUUGCGGGAGAAUCCAUGGAAGUGUACGGACGACCUUGAGGAAGUUGUUAAGUACUUUGUGAAAGAGUCCGUUUAUCCUGCGGAUAUCGGAACUAUCCAAUUUAAGACGCAUGAAGAAUUGACGUUUGCCGAAAACACGAAACUCGUUCUUCAACCAGUUUGGCCGAAAAUCCUCCCGAAUUGCGAUUUUGACUUCGGGGAGGAAGAAGGUACCGAACCUUCGGUACAUAUCGUAGAAAAUGAGCAAGACGAAGACGAUGAUUUUUACGAUGAGGACGAAUAUGAGGAAAAUGAUGAGGAUGAGGAAAUUCCGGUCGAGAAGGCAAUGGAAGACCCUUCACCCUUCAACCUAGCAAGGGCCACUUACAUCCUUUCCAUCACUUCGGUCUUUAUUCUGACUGCUGUGUUAGUAUCCGUGGUCGCGAUUGUUCUCACUCUUUUGAUUUUGAAGAGGAAUAAGUCGUUCAAUAUGCACACGGGCAAUCUUCCACGUUUGAAGAUACCCUUGUGGCAUACAACCCCCGGGCAAAAGAAACACAGUGGUUCCGUGUACAGGCCACUGUCGGAAGACCUUUACGGAUCGCGUACUCCCAUCAUCAAUCGAUACGAGUUUAAACAGACGCCCCAAGUUCAUAACUCCCUACCUUAAUUAUUUACUUAACUGUGUUUUAUCCAUAAGUAACGUUAGAUAUUGUUUAUAAUUUGUUUUAUGUUUUGUUUAAGUGAUAAUACGUAGGUUCGUAUCUAUGCCAUCACUAUAUUAAUUAUACUGAGACACAUGUAAAAAAAAACAUUUGAUAAUAAAUUAUUUAACUGG